CUUAUUCCUCUUUUGGUCAGUAGGUUGUACGUGGGAUGGAGCUGGGUGAUAAUGAAAAAUCACCGCUGUUUCCUAAGAAGGAGAAUGAACCUGUCAAGCUAAAACGAACAGUCGGUGUCCUCUCGGCGAGUGCUCUUGUGUUUGGAUCAUGUGUCGGAGCUGGCAUUUUCAUUUCUCCUAAAGGAGUGUACGAAAAAGCUGGCAGUCCUGGAGCCGGGCUGAUGGUGUGGUGUCUAUCGGGAGUCAUAGCAACGCUGUGUACGCUAGCGUACGCUGAACUAGGAACGAUGAUGCCCCAGAGUGGAGGGGAGUUUGUCUACAUUCACCGAGUAUACGGGGACUGUCUCGCCUUUAUCUUCUCCUUCUGUAACACACUCCUUAUCAAGCCAGCGUCGCUGUCCGUAGUAGCUGUAUUGUUUGGGGAGUAUUUGUGCAACAUGAUUUGGGGACCAGCAACUAACGAUCUCAUAGUUAAAGCAGUCGCAGUUGCUCUCAUAGUGACACUUGGUCUCAUCAACAUAGUGGGGGUAAACGUGAUAGCUAAAGUCUGCACAGUCAUAUCUGUCUUGAAAUUAGCUGUGGUUGGUUUCCUCGUUGCUUGUGGAAUUGCUAUUGUCAUCAAGGGUCAAGGUGUGGUAACGAACUUUCAACUGUCCCUCUCCUUUGAAGGGUCCUCUACUAACCCCGCAGACUACGGGCUAGCAUUUUACUACUGUCUCUUCACAUUCCAGUCCUGGAAUUCUCUAAACUACAUGACAGAGGAGCUGAAGACACCAGAGAAGACAUUGCCCCUAGGAGGGUUCAUCGGACUCACCGGAGUUACCCUCAGUUACUUUCUCUGUAACGUAGCUUACCUAAUGAUGUUCUCACUGCACCAGAUAGUCGAUACUAACACUAUUGCUAUGGAUAGCGGGUUCAUUGCGUUUGGCAGAGCGGGUGAGAUAACCAUGAGCUUAGGACUGUUAGUCUCGUGCCUGGGGUGUCUGGGCGGUGCUAUCUGCUGCAUAUCACGAAACAUUCAGAGCACAGCAGAAACGGGAAUAUUCCCAUCUUUCUUAAGCGGGAUCAACAAAACCUUCCAGACACCAAUCAAAGCUAUCAUCACUGUGGUACUGACAAUGAGUGUGUAUGUUCUGGUGGACGCCAACAUGCUGAUCCCCUUCUUAAGCACUGUAGAGUGGUUAUUCUACUGCGUGACGUUCUCCACUAUUCUUUACUUACGGUAUAAGGAGCCAAACUCGAAAAGGCCCUUCAAGGUUCCACUAUUUGUGUCGGUGUUCCUGUUUUUAAUAACGGGAACGUUUGUGGUACUGCCUCUAUUCUCGGAGGAAAGUAGGGUCACCACCCUGUUGGGUCUAUGCUGGAUACCACUAGGAGCAGUGUUUUACGGUAUCCGGCAUCUUAUAGCACGGUAUCUUGUUAAGCAGAAUGCGGUAUCCGGCAUCUUAUAGUACGGUAUCUUGUUAAGCAGAAUGCGGUACCCGGCAUCUUAUAGCACGGUAUCUUGUUAAGCAGAAUGCGGUACCCGGCAUCUUAUAACAUGGUAUCUUGUUAAGCAGAAUGUGGCAUCUUACAGCACGGUAUCUUAUCAGGUCUAAGCUGGUUACCACUAGGAGCGGCAGUUUACGGCAUCCGGCAUCUUAUUAAACAGUGCUGCUACAAGAAGCUAGAACAGAAGACAUCCAGUCAGUCUAGUUUAGACUCUGGGUAUAGUGAGGUUGACGGAAACGACAAGGAAUGUAAACUUAGCUAAGACUGAGUUGAACUGAGAUAACAUUUGUAUGAUUCUUUUAUAUUAGUGUUUUAUAUUAAUGUAAUAAAAACUUUUGAGAGUUUGACAUUCAGAUUAAUAAAACAUCCAAUUAUUUUAAUUGGUAAACUAAACAAAGUUACAUCUUAAGAGUUUUUAGUUUUUAUGUUCGGUCCCUAUGAUGUACCUGCAGCAUUCUGUUACGGGUAUUUGUUUUUGUUUUAACUUGGGUUUAAGAUUGCGACUUUUCAUUUGUACGGCAUUUCAAGCGUUAAAAUUGUUAACAUAAUAACAUUUUAAUAGUAUAAAUACUGUUAAAAAUUGUCAAACAUAGACGAUUUCCCAUCAAAAUACGAGACUU
Messenger RNA from Bolinopsis microptera, 2111 nucleotides. Its product is annotated as cystine/glutamate transporter-like. Gene Ontology annotation, molecular function: L-amino acid transmembrane transporter activity. The transcript has 13 exons. Lineage: Eukaryota; Metazoa; Ctenophora; Tentaculata; Lobata; Bolinopsidae. The record is from RefSeq and is a predicted model, not a curated record. Bases 36 to 1451 code for a protein of 471 amino acids. Gene Ontology annotation, cellular component: membrane. Gene Ontology annotation, biological process: amino acid transmembrane transport.